Molecule: messenger RNA, 1748 nt
Organism: Candoia aspera
Lineage: Eukaryota; Metazoa; Chordata; Lepidosauria; Squamata; Candoiidae
Gene: ZC4H2
Product: zinc finger C4H2-type containing
Exons: 5
Coding region: 149-823 (224 amino acids)
Biological process (GO): positive regulation of neuron differentiation
Cellular component (GO): nucleus
Source: RefSeq, a predicted model, not a curated record
CUCCGCUGCUGCAGUCCGCGCCCAGGAGCCUGGCGCGGGCGGUGCGUCGGGGUCUAUUGUCUCGGCGGCUCCCCCUCCCUCCUUCCUCCCUUUUCCCCGGUGGUGUUUUGCAUCUUUCACGGGGGGCUUGCAUUGUGAGCGCGGAAGCAUGGCGGAUGAGCAGGAGAUCAUGUGCAAACUGGAAAGCAUCAAGGAGAUCAGAAAUAAAACACUACAGAUGGAAAAGAUCAAAGCCCGCUUGAAGGCAGAAUUUGAGGCUCUGGAAUCCGAGGAAAGGCACCUGAAGGAGUACAAACAGGAGAUGGACCUCUUGCUGCAAGAAAAGAUGGCCCAUGUGGAGGAACUGAGACUCAUCCACGCUGACAUCAAUGUGAUGGAGAACACGAUCAAACAGUCUGAGAACGAUCUGAACAAGCUCCUGGAGUCCACACGCCGUCUCCAUGAGGAAUACAAGCCUCUUAAAGAGCAUGUGGAUGCUUUGAGGAUGACCCUGGGUUUGCAGAGGUUGCCCGACUUGUGUGAAGAGGAAGAGAAACUUUCCCUUGAUUACUUUGAAAAGCAGAAAGCUGAAUGGCAGACAGAGCCACAGGAACCUCCAAUCCCAGAAUCCUUGGCUGCAGCUGCAGCAGCUGCCCAACAGCUGCAGGUGGCCCGGAAACAGGAUACAAGGCAGACGGCAACUUUCAGACAACAGCCACCACCUAUGAAGGCAUGCCUAUCCUGCCACCAGCAGAUCCACCGGAACGCCCCCAUCUGCCCCCUCUGCAAAGCCAAAAGCCGUUCCCGUAACCCAAAGAAGCCCAAGAGGAAGCAAGACGAAUGAAAACACAGAAGCAUCUCGCCCCCCCCCAACCGGACACCUUUUCCCCCCUUUGCAGUAGACCCGUCAAGGUGAUCUAAGUUUUUUGGCGUGUGAAACCUGAGUGUGACUUAUGCUUUUGUUCCGUUUAACGUGUCAGCACAACUGUACAGUCAGUUGAGUGACUGGUUUUCGGCCAGCUUUGGGAUAGGCUGCUUUCCCCGGAGACGUUAAGAGCAGACAGUGCUACCUUGGGACUCUGCACAUGAGCAGGUACUACACCAGCCUGACGGCACAGGACAUUUUGUACAGAGAAAACAACGGGUGGCUUGUCUCCUGCCUAACAGCCUGUGCUUCAUUAGCAAGUGGACCUCAAGCCCCUUUUUUAUCCAACUGAUCAGAGGCCCAUUGUUUCCAUGACCUGUUUUAUUUUUUUACCAUGACAGUAUUUUUGUACAGAGGCUCUGCUUUUCCAUUCAGUCUCCAGUGCUCAAGAGUCUUUUCAUACAGGUGUCAGGAUGUGUAAGGUUUACUUGGCUUUGUUCCUAGGUAUAAACAGGUGUGUGUCUGUCUGUCUUUGGUACUUUUCUUGUUAAGUUCUGUACUAAAGAAAUUUGAGUCCUGCCCUACCUGUGCAUGUGGACCCAUUCUCGGGCCUGCAUGAAUUCUGGAAAAUUACAUUCUUCUAAUAUUUUGCAAGAUGGAUUCCAAGUCCCCCACCAGGAAGCUAUGCAGAGAAUUGACUUCCCUCCUAGACCAUCUACGGACAAGCCUUCCGGGGCAGAGAACUGGACUUAACAGCAGCGGCUGAAUCAGGAAGGUGAAUUGGGCAGAGUUACAUCAUGCAUGGGGGUAAAGCUGGGAUACUCCAUUUUUUCCUCCGUCUAUGGCAGUGUUUCUCAACCUUGGCUACAUUAAGAUGUGUGGACUUCGACUCCCAGAAUUCCCC